AAAAUAUUCAACUUAAUGGUGAAAUUAGUCCGAUCCAAUAUCUAAAAACAGCACCGCAUUUCCCAAAACCUGCCUUUCCGAUGAAAUCUUCUCCCGCCGCCACUCCAAGUCCACCCGUUGCCGCUGGUUCCGCCUUGAGCGCCGAACCAGCGCCACCCAUCUCUUCCUCGACCCUUUCUCCACACACCGCACGUUAAAAGCAGAGGCAAGUUUCUCUCCUUGGAAUUGCUGCUUCUACUAUGCUUCCUCUGGGAAAUAGACACUUUUCCCAUAAAGAACAAUGUGAAGAAGACCUCACCAGGUAUGUGGACAUUCUCACUGCGAAACUUGGCAAAGGAAGCAGUGAGGAAGAAACCCUUCACACCCUUUUCAAUGAUCAAGCUUGUGAUUUCAUACCCCUCUCCCGAGACCUUGUUCACCGGUUGCUCUGGCGAUACAAGGAUGAUUGGAAGUCUGCAUUGGGGGUAUUCAGAUGGGCCAGUUCGCGACCGAGCUUUAGACAUUCGUCGGAGUCGUAUGAUAUGAUGGUAGACAUAUUGGGUAGGAUGAAGGUUAUGGAAAAGUUGAGGGAUUUGUUAGAAGAAAUGCGCGAGGGUGGUCUUGUCAAUAUGAAUACUGUGGCGAAGGCCAUGAGACGGUUUGUUGGAGCAGGGCAGUGGGUAGAUGCUGUGAGGAUAUUUGAUGACUUGCAAGCUCUUGGAUUGGAGAAGAACACGGAAUCCAUGAACUUGUUGCUCGAUACCCUGUGCAAAGAGAAAUUCGUGCAGCAAGCUCGUGAAAUUUUCUUGGAACUGAAGCAGCACAUUGCUCCCAAUGCUCACACGUUUAACAUCUUCAUUCAUGGAUGGUGCAAAAUCUGCCGUGUGGACGAGGCACAUUGGACGAUUCAAGAGAUGAAAGGAUAUGGUUUUCACCCCUGUGUUAUAAGUUAUUCCACCCUCAUUCAGUGUUACUGUCAAGAAGGGAAUUUCAGCAGGGUGUAUGAGCUUCUUGAUGAAAUGCAGGCUCAAGGGUGCUCUGCAAAUGUGAUAACUUAUACUUCUAUCAUGUGUGCACUAGGAAAGGCUAAAAAGUUCGAGGAAGCUUUGAAAGUACCUGAGAGAAUGAGGUCUUCUGGAUGUAGGCCUGAUACUCUUUUCUUCAAUUCGUUGAUACAUACAUUGGGGAGAGCAGGUAGAUUAGAUGAUGCUGCCGAUGUAUUCAAGGUGGAAAUGCCUAAGGCUGGUGUUUCCCCAAAUACAUCCACCUAUAAUUCAAUGAUUUCUAUGUUUUGUUAUCAUGCACAAGAAAAGAGAGCUUUAGAAAUAUUGAAGGAGAUGGAAAAUUCAGGUGGUUGUAAGCCUGAUGCUCAGACUUACCACCCAUUGAUCAAGUCUUGCUUUAGAAGUGGAAAAAUAGAUGGUGUGUUGAGUGAGAUAUUAAAUGACAUGAUUAAUAAACAGCAUCUCAGUCUUGAUCUUUCAACCUAUACACUGCUAAUUCACGGGCUUUGUAGAGAAGAUAGAUGCAAUUGGGCAUUCUCUCUAUUUGAGGAGAUGAUUGAUCAAGAUAUAAUACCUAGAUACAGAACUUGCCGUUUGCUAUUGGAUGAAGUCAAGCAGAAAAAUAUGUACCAAGCUGCUGAGAAAAUUGAGGAUCUUAUGAAAAAAUUGUAAAUGCAUGAGUCUCUUAUUUGUGUGCCCACAACACUGCCUUGUUGCACAUUAUUUUAACCAUUUGAGACAAAACCAUGACAACAAUAGAAGAGAAUGGCAUGGAAUAUUUUAGAAAGUAUAUCAUAGCUCAAGUGCUAAGACAUUUCUUAUUUUCUAAGCCUUUUAGUUUCUACCCUUUGAUUAAUAGUAUAAAUUUUUGAGAUCCAUGUUCAUCUUUGCUCCCAUAUUAUGUAACAUAGCCUCCUCCGCUUCUCAAAACACUUUAAAAGUCAUGUGCUAUCCCUUGAUAAUUGUUCCUUUGUUCUUCCCUAAAACCCUUUGGUUUCUCUUUACUUUGGCCAUACUAUCCUCGGAUUGCUCAAUAAUUUUCUUCUUUGCAGGCAUGUUUGGUUUUAGAGUUGCCAGGCUGAGACUGAAUUAGAGUCUUGUCCACAUAAUUCUGAAUUUAGGCUCCAGUAAUAACUGCCUAAGGAGAUAAAAGAAUAUCUUCACCUAUGUUCAGUGAAUCACCUUUGCUGCAUUACAAAGCAAAUCAUGCAAAUUUUGGCUCAAAAUUUGCAUUGAAGAACCAAGAAACAAUUACAAAGGACAGAACAUGAUUUUUAAAGUGUUUUUGAGAAGUGCAGUCUAUGUUUAUGGGAGCAAAGAUGAACAUAGAUAACUCUGGCAUAGUAUCCAAUCCCUUUACACUUUACAGAUGAAGAAUUUGCUAAUUGCUAUCAUUUUGAAGGAUUUUAGAAGAUGAAGGAUAGGAGCAGGGAGAUGGUAUAGUAAAAGAGCAAAAUGAAGAAUGAAGGAGUUCUAUUUUUCAUCUGUUUUGAGUUGCAUUUCUUGUUUUUUUAUUCUUUGUUAAAUGGUUUACCUACUAUUUAUACUUUGUGUUUUGUCUUGGUGUUCAUCUCGUUAGAACUUUUUUUUUUAUCAUUUCAAAUUGUGUUGUCCUUUGAUUGUUGCUUAACUUUCAUGGUUUUUGACUUUUUGGUGGA
Glycine soja is the source of this 2641-nucleotide messenger RNA. RefSeq names its product pentatricopeptide repeat-containing protein At3g04130, mitochondrial-like. Bases 240 to 1655 code for a protein of 471 amino acids. The record is from RefSeq and is a predicted model, not a curated record. Gene Ontology annotation, molecular function: protein binding. Lineage: Eukaryota; Viridiplantae; Streptophyta; Magnoliopsida; Fabales; Fabaceae. The transcript has 2 exons.